Messenger RNA from Lottia gigantea (owl limpet), 977 nucleotides. RefSeq lists its product as hypothetical. The transcript has 2 exons. The annotation marks the transcript as partial. NCBI's taxonomy places the organism in Eukaryota, Metazoa, Mollusca, Gastropoda, Lottiidae. The record is from RefSeq and is a predicted model, not a curated record.
AACAAUGGGAUAGAUAUAAUGAAUUAAACAUCUCACCAGAACAAUGGGACAGAUAUUACGAAUUAAAUAUCCCGCCAGAACAAUGGGAUAGAUAUUAUGAAUUAAACAUCCCAUCAGAACAGUGGGAUAGAUAUAAUGAAUUAAACAUCUCACCAGAACAACGGGAUAGAUAUUACGAAUUAAACAUCUCACCAGCACAAUGGGGUAGAUAUUAUGAAUUAAACAUCCCACCAGAACAAUGGGGUAGAUAUUACGAAUUAAACAUCUCACCAGCACAAUGGGGUAGAUAUUAUGAAUUAAACAACCCAUCAGAACAAUGGGAUAGAUAUUAUAAAUUAAACAACCCACCAGAACAAUGGGAUAGAUAUUAUGAAUUAGACAUCCCACCAGAACAAUGGGAUAGAUAUUAUAAAUUAAACAUCCCACCAGAACAGUGGGAUAGAUAUAAUGAAUUAAACAUCUCACCAGAACAACGGGAUAGAUAUUACGAAUUAAACAUCCCGCCAGAACAAUGGGAUAGAUAUUAUGAAUUUAACAUCCCACCAGAACAAUGGGAUAGAUAUUAUGAAUUAAACAUCCCACCAAAACAAUGGGAUAGAUAUUAUGAAUUAAACAUCCCACCAGAACAUUCCCUCGAUAAAACACUAACAAAUUUCUGGAAAGACAUUCGAAACCAAAUAAAGACGGAUAUUAAGGCAGAGCUGACAGCUGAGUUGGAUAUUCUUAAACAAGAACUUACAGUUGAAAAGAAUAAAGUUAAAGCAUUGGUAUCAGAGAGAGACAAACUUAAAGAUGAAAUGCUAAACUUUGCCAAAAGACAAGACAACUUGGACAACGAAGUAAGAGCCGCAGUAAUAUUGGGGAAUAGAAAUGAGCAGUAUUCUAGGAAACGAAACAUCAAACUACUGGGUAUGAAAGAAAACGAAAACGAAAAUCUAAGAAACGAUUUUAGAAUGUGCCAGUAUGAAUAUACCUGA